AAGAAGACUUGAAAUGCCGUGGCGCUGGUGCCAAGCGGCAGCACAGUGGGCGCCAUUCUCCUCAAGAGCCCUAAGAAUAUGAAAUUUUGGCGCCAAUUUUCUAGGGUGCUAGUGAUGGAGAGAGAGCGAUCCCGGCUAGUCGCCUUGGCGUUGGAUGUCGGCUUCGAUCGGGAUGUCGUGAAUGCGUGUUUGGAUCAGCUGAUUAGUCUCUAUGGGUACGAGGGCCGAGAUUUCGUCACUGUAGAGCAUUGCGGGGAUGAUUUUCUCGCGAGGCUGGCUGAUAGCACGCAAGCUCACGAGGAUUGGGAAACGAGUAGCCCUCUUGCUGCUUCCGAGGAUGGGGACGAUGCCUUUGAGCUCAAGGAGAAUGUUGUGGCUGAUAGCGAGAACGAGGAAGUGGAGAAUUCGAUGGUGAGAGACGUGAGUUCUUCCAGCGCCGAGGAGGAGGACGACGAUGUUAUCAUCAUUGAGGCCGAUGAAGCAACUCCAAUCAAACCAAAUGAGAAGAAAAGCUUGGCCCAAAAGAAUCAUCCUCCCAGCACUGCCGGAAGCGCGAAGAAAGCAAAGAAAUUGGAUGGGCGUAUCUCAUCCUUCUACUCGCCAUCUCCUGGAACUCCCACUUCUUCGGAGAACUCGGCUACGCGACGCCCAACUUACGAACAUUUGCGUUUGUUGGAUGACUUCGACCUUGCAAACACUGGCAUCUUUUAUCACAACAAGUUUAGGCCGUUCCAGCGCAUGGGAUGCGAGGCUGCGAUGGCUGGGAAAGAUCUCUUUAUUUUGCUUCCAACGGGUGGAGGAAAGAGUCUCUGUUAUCAGCUUCCCGCAGUGAUGUCUCCUGGAGUAACCGUCGUGGUGUCACCACUCUUGUCGCUCAUUCAAGACCAGGUACUGGCACUCGUCGAGAAGUUUCGGAUUCCUGCCGCAUUUUUGAGCUCUCAAUUAUCGUCUUCUCAAGCAGCAGCUGUCAUGCAGGAACUGAGAAAACAGCGACCCUCUUGCAAGCUUCUGUAUGUGACGCCUGAAAAGCUCGCCAAGAGCGCUUCCUUUCAGGACGUGUUGCACGGCCUGGACCGGCAUAGGUUGCUGGCUCGUUUUGUUAUUGACGAAGCACACUGCGUGAGUCAAUGGGGACACGACUUCAGACCGGAUUAUAAAGCCUUAGGAAUUCUAAAGCAGCAAUUCCCCCGAGUCCCUUUGAUGGCAUUAACAGCCACAGCAACACAUAGUGUCCGAAAGGAUAUACUUUCAAUUCUUCGUAUACCUCAUGCGACAGUCAUAGAGACGAGUUUCGAUCGUCCCAACUUGAAAUACAAGGUUGUGAUCAAGGAUCCGAAGGACCCGUUAGAGCAGCUUGGGAAGAUUAUAAAGGACGACUUUGCACGCCAGUGCGGAAUAGUUUACUGCCUCUCCAAGAACGAGUGCAGGGACGUUUGCGACUACCUCAGCAACAAGUGCAAGAUCAAAACAGCGUUCUAUCACGCCGGCCUCAGCAACCGCGAGAGAGUUUUGGUCCAAAACAAGUGGCAGAAGAACGAAGUUCAAGUAAUAUGUGCCACCAUUGCUUUCGGCAUGGGGAUCGACAAGGCGGACGUGCGGUUUGUCAUCCACAACACCAUGUCUAAAGCCAUCGAAGGCUACUACCAAGAAUCCGGAAGAGCUGGACGCGAUGGCUUGUCCUCGACGUGCCUCGUUCUAUACCAGAAGAAGGAUUUUAGCCGCAUAGCGUGCAUGCUGCGCAGCGGCUAUGGCCGCUCCAAGGAUUCCUUCAAGCGCGGAGUAGAACAAGGCCGCAAAAUGCAAGAAUACUGCGAAGAAAAGAAUCAGUGCCGAAGAAAGCUUCUUCUCGAGUACUUUGGUGAGAACUCCUCGCAGAACGGCUGUCCAACCGGUCCAAAUCGUUGUGACAAUUGCUCGAGAGGCCCGAUGAGCAGCAUCGUCUGUCCGGUGUGUUAUGAGGAUGCCAAGCCUGGAAGCGAGGAUCUCCAAGCUAUUGCUGGAUGCGGACAUGUGUUUCACGAGCUUUGUCUCCAGCAAUGGCUCGAGUAUUGCCACAGGAAACCGUGCUGCCCGGUGUGUAAAGAAUCUUGCCCGGCGAAACAGAUCCAUCGGCUAUACUUUUUAUCAUCCGACCAACAAUCAGUUUCUCACUCGCAAAACAGCAGCGCAACCAUUGACGCAGUGCUUGGGAAGCUGGAGUCUCAGCUCUCGGUAGCUAAUGCAGCACUACAAGCGAUCAAGCAAGAAAACAAGCAUCUCGAUGACGAGCUCGCCAAUCUUAAGAUCAAGCUUGAGAAAUCAGAGUGUGUUCGACGGAAAGCUAUGAGUGACCUUGGCAACUGCAGAGAAUCCUCGUCAAGGCUCCAGGAGGAAGUGAAUAGGAGUUUAGAGGACCGCACGAAGCUGAUUGAAAAGAACACGUCGCUAGCAAAAGAGCUUGCUUCCAUGAAAAUGGUAGCAGACAUUUCCUUGGACGAGGAUGAAAUCUUGCGGCUUGCAAAUGUAGGCCAGGCAAAGAACAAGGACAAUAUUAUUGACACGCUCACAAGAUCCCUUGUCAUUCGUAACAAGAGUUACAGAGACUUGGUGAACAAGUGCAGCUCUUUGGGAAUGAACGAGACAGUUGCUAUUCAAAAAGCUAACAAAGCAUCUGAGCAACUCAGAAUUCUGAAGGCUCGCGUCCAAGAGCUAGAAAAAGCUCUAGAGGUUAAAGAAAACAAGGAGCUUCGAGACCUGAAGAGGAAGAUCGAACAAAGUAAUACGAACUUUGUAGCUGAAAAACAGAUGGCUUCCACAACCGCGGAACAUGAGAACAAAGUCAGGCAUGAAACCGCUACUGAGGAUGGAUGCUUUGUGCCUAAGCCUACAAAUCUCUGCUCUGAUAAAGCUCUACAAAUCUCCAUAAGGCGCGACGCUCCAAUAUGUAGCCCGAUUCUUCCAGGCGACUUGGCGAAAAACCAAGAGCACGUCUGUGCGCAAGACUCGUCGACCAGAAAGAGAGUGUACGCCGCAACGAGCGGGACGAGCUCUCCUCGAGGAUUGACACCGUCCAGUAGUGACAAGGGAAGCUUCAUACUCCGCGGUGCAGAUGGCCGUGGUGGAAGAGUGACGAUCUUGAAGCCUCCGGGAAUCAAAGCAAGCGCGCAUAAACAAUCCAAGCGUGCCAGGAAUCACGGCAGCAACGAAGGAUUGCACAUAGAACACUUCUUCGGGCGCGCAGAAUAGAGUAUGUUUGCAUUACAUAGUAUAUAUUUUGCGGUAUAUUGCAUUUUGCAGCAAUGUAUGAUACCAUAGUUCUCCGUCAAGGAGCUUCCA
This is a messenger RNA of Selaginella moellendorffii, 3315 nucleotides long. Its product is annotated as ATP-dependent DNA helicase Q-like 1. Gene Ontology annotation, cellular component: chromosome; nucleus; cytoplasm. The coding region runs from base 79 to 3225 and encodes 1048 amino acids. The transcript has 20 exons. Gene Ontology annotation, biological process: double-strand break repair via homologous recombination. NCBI's taxonomy places the organism in Eukaryota, Viridiplantae, Streptophyta, Lycopodiopsida, Selaginellales, Selaginellaceae. The record is from RefSeq and is a predicted model, not a curated record. Gene Ontology annotation, molecular function: ATP binding; nucleic acid binding; 3'-5' DNA helicase activity.